AUGGCAAAUAAAAUUAUUGAAACAACUCUAAUUAAUUUUAUUCAAUUUAAACAAAAAUUUUGUAAGAUGGACACCUAUACCCCAAAUUUAACUGGAACAGUUAAAAUCACAGCUGACAACAGAGAUAGAAGAGAGGAGUUCAAAGAUCAAAUGAACGAGCUAGGAAAUGACUAUGAAGACAUGCUCCGAGCUCGAGAAGAAACUAAAAAGCAGCUAGAAGCCAAAUUCCAAGAUGUCUAUCGCAAAAUUCAAUCAACUCGUGACUAUGUCAACGCAGAAGAAAAACGCGCAAACGACAUGCUCAAAGCUUUUAAAUCAAAAUUUGAAUUCCAAUUAAAGGAGCUAAGAGACUUCACCAACUCAAAACUAGACGAAGAAAGAGCUUUGAGAAAAGAAAUGGAAACUCGAAACAGAGACAGAUUAAAUAAAAUCCAAGAAACGAUUAACAAUGAAAAAGAAGAACGAAAAAAUUAUUUGGAAAACUUGAUUAACCCAGUUAGAGAGCAAUAUGAUAGCUUACUAAUGUUCUACGAAAGAGAAAAAACUGAAAGAAUUGAAGGAGAAAAGCAGAUUCUAGAAAAGCUUGACGAUUUAAUAUUCAAAAUGACUUGCAGACUUGAUGACGAAGUCACUGAUAAACUGAUGGAGCUUGGAAAGAUUAGAGAUCAAACACGAAAAGAAAUGAGGACACAAGACAAAAAUUUGGAAAAAAAUCAGCAGCUUGCUUUUGAUUUUAUGAAGGAUAUGAGAUCUGGAAUUGAAGCUGAAGUGACGUCUAGGCUUUCUCACCAAGAUGAGAUUGGAGACAACAUCAGUAAUUUUGUCAAAACUUUCCAAGAUACCUUGAAAGUCUUAUCUUUGGAGUCUUAA
Molecule: messenger RNA, 870 nt
Organism: Blepharisma stoltei
Lineage: Eukaryota; Ciliophora; Heterotrichea; Heterotrichida; Blepharismidae
Source: the annotation of a GenBank genome assembly